Molecule: messenger RNA, 315 nt
Organism: Racocetra persica
Lineage: Eukaryota; Fungi; Glomeromycota; Glomeromycetes; Diversisporales; Gigasporaceae
Source: the annotation of a GenBank genome assembly
AUGGGUAGCAAAUGUAGAAAUAAGCAGUUUGAGUUGACCCAAAAAUAUGUCGAUUUACUUUGCAAGUAUGAAAAUGCUGAAUUUGAGGAAUGUCCUGAUUGUAAAAUACAAGAAGUAAAGAAAGAUGUAAAAAACCAUGACCUUUAUAAUCAAGAAAAACAAAAGAAAGAUAAAGAAUUCUUAAAAGAAUUAGAAAAAUUAACUGAGGCAAUUACUAAUAGAACUCCCCAGCAAGAACAAGAAUUACAAGAUAAAAAAGCAGAAUUAGCCAAAUUAGAAGCACAAAAUACUAACGAAAAUAAACCAACUAACUGA